AUGAGAGUAACAUGGACAAAAAGUAAUAUGAUAUGGAGGACCUUUAGUAAGAUGAAUGGUGAACAGGAGAUAACAAAACAUAAAGAACUGAUGAACCCUUUAAUUGUAAAAAGAGGGUAUCAUACAAUUAUGAAGAGGAGAAUAAUACGUAAUGUGCUUAAUAUAGGAAAUAAAAAAGAGAAGAAUUUGUUAAAUUUUAUGACAUUAUUUAAUAUAAAUUAUAAUUAUCGAAAUAUUUGUAAUAUGAGUAGAAAAAGAUUAAAUAAAGAGAAGGAUUUUUUUGAAGGUGAGCAUUUAAAUAGACAAUUAGGAGGAUAUGGAUAUCCUAUGAUGUUUAUUGUAACAUAUGAUAAACCAAGUUGGCAACCUUUUUGGGAAAAUGAUUGUGAAGUAAUACCACGUGAUGAAUUUGGAGUACCUGCGACUAUACCUCCUGAAGUAUCUACAAAUAUAAAACAUACAUAUUAUGUACCACCACAAUUUUAUACAUUUUUGAAAAAAUUAGGAGAUGAUACAGAAGAAUUAAAACCAUAUAUGAUCAAAUUAAUAAAAGGAGAAUUUACAUAUGAUGAUUAUCAAGAAAUGUUUUACAAAUUUGCAAAACCUUUAAAAAUUUAUAGAAAAAAAAUACCCCUACCAUAUAGAACAACAGAAGAAAUAUCCAAACAAGAAGAAAUGAAAUGGCAAUCAGCUUGGUAUACAUAUAGACAAAAGGUAUUAGCUGAAUAUAAUGUAACAAUGAAUUUAAGAGAAUUUAUUUUAUAUAUGACAGUUGGAUUAUAUUUUUCUUAUUUAUGGUUAGAUGCCUUAAGACAAUAUCGUUUGGACAUGAAACUAUUUUAUCUUGAAGCCCCUGAGCACAAAAUUAAUUGGGUAAAACCAAGAGGAGACUUAGUAUAG
Plasmodium reichenowi is the source of this 900-nucleotide messenger RNA. RefSeq lists its product as hypothetical. The record is from RefSeq and is a predicted model, not a curated record. Bases 1 to 900 code for a protein of 299 amino acids. Lineage: Eukaryota; Apicomplexa; Aconoidasida; Haemosporida; Plasmodiidae. The transcript has a single exon.